AUGACACCAACCGGGAAGGAGCGCGCCUACAUCUCCUCACCUCUUGGCCAGACGCGCAAGGAAACCCAUGCGCAUAUGCAACAAGAACUGGCAACGGCGGCGGCAACGGCCACCCUGCCAGAACCACAAGAAUCCCUCACGGCCCUCGCGGGCCGCCUGUCUGCUACCCUCACCUCCCUCAGCCAGGAAGUGGGACACCCGCAGACACCACCGCCAGAGAUGGCUUCCGGUGAUAUAUCCGAGGCCUACUACCUCUUUGGCAUCGACGACCCCAAAAGUUGCCCCAUAACGGGGCAUGACCCAAGGCAGUGGGCAUGCCGGUUCUGGGUCAGCUAUACGCUCAAUAUGGGCGCCGAACCCUCCGUCCCGGCAUUUUGCCGCCUCUCGGAGUUGCUAAUGGCCAUCUGCAUCUACUUCAAAGUCCCAGUGUUGGCCUACAUCGACGACCAGAACUACUUCGCCGCAACAACGCAGAAAAUCUUUGUUGCGAGGACUUUCGUCCACCAGUUGGCAGCAUGCCCCGGCCUGCCGCUUUCCAAAAAACCGGCUGCGGACCAGUCCUCAGCCAGAGCAGACACUUUGAAGGCCUUGGGCCUCAUCUACCACUACACUAGAUCAGUUGACGCCACCUUGCUCACGCUUAUGCUGCCAAGCAACUACUACAUCAAGCUUACGAAAGCGUUCGACACCACCCUCACGCAAAUCAAAAGUAGGUCGCUCGUCCUCAAAGACCUACAGAGGCUCGUCGGACUGGCGACCUUCGGCACGCAACACACCCGAUCGAAGAUCGGCACCGAGCUGCUCCGCCCGCUAUACAAAUGGCUGGGCGAGCCACUCUUUCACACCCUCAAAAAAUGCAAGAAGCGCCGCAGCAUGCUCCGCAUCCACGUUGUGGCGCUGCAACACCUUCUGCCGAACCUACCGCGAAUCACCCACGGCAAGACAGCCUCACGGAUUACGCAGUCCUACCUGGCCACGGAUGCUUCAUCCGACGGUGGACCUGAUGGGCAACCCGUACUAGGUGCCUUUCACAUUAACGCACAAGGAAAGCGCCAAGCAUUCACCGUAUUAAUCGACCGCCAGCACAUCGAGAACGUCUUCGGUAACACUAUCUGCAUCGAAGUCCUCGAAGCAAUGGCUACCUACCUCGCCCUCACCACCUGGGCAACCGCGAACGACUUCAUGCACAUCUCCCUUGACAACGUUACCCAACUCUACGCGCGCGUGAAGAUGGCUGCAAAAUCAUCACACUUGCUAAACAUCAUCACCAAAUCCACCUUGCGUGCCGCCUCAGCCGAGCAGCGCACCUUCUACCGCUACGUCAGCACCCACUUCAACAUAGCGGACAUCUUCUCGAGAGAGGACUGCGCCUCCUUCCGCCACUUACUGGCCGAAGUCAUCGAAGUACGACAACCAAACUGGACAAUUGUACUUAAGACCCUUAACCAGAAAGCACUGCUACCGGAGGUUACGGACUCCGGUCCCGAUACCCGAAAGAACACACAGCCUACCCCUCUUCCAGCACCACCGUGUGAUAAUCAACCACCCACGAAAAAGCAACGCAAGUAA
Molecule: messenger RNA, 1569 nt
Organism: Amoebophrya sp. A25
Lineage: Eukaryota; Dinophyceae; Syndiniales; Amoebophryaceae
Source: the annotation of a GenBank genome assembly